Messenger RNA from Naegleria lovaniensis, 678 nucleotides. RefSeq lists its product as uncharacterized. The record is from RefSeq and is a predicted model, not a curated record. Gene Ontology annotation, molecular function: protein binding. The coding region runs from base 1 to 678 and encodes 225 amino acids. Lineage: Eukaryota; Heterolobosea; Eutetramitea; Acrasida; Naegleriidae. The transcript has a single exon.
AUGUUCUGUGCAGAUAGUUGCAGUAGCAAGGGACUUUCAUCGUCAUCCCCAAAACUCUAUGGCAAAGUUUAUUUUUAUGCUAAAAAAAGCAGAUCUGAAUCGAACACGGAAUCAGUGGGUAACACGAAACAUGAGGAGAUUCGAAAGAUCUCUCUCCCACCUACUUAUCAAGAGUUUUACAAUCUUAUCAUGUUGAGUCUUGCUAAGGAAACCAAUGACAGACAGCACCUUAGUGACUCUCAUUUGGCUUUGUCUUCGAGUAGUUUAUCCUCGAAAAGUGGUUUAAUCCUCAAAUACCUAGGUCAAGAUGAAAAUUGGGUUUCUUUUUCAUCUCAAGAAGAAUACGACAAUGCUUUGUCCAUUUGCAAAUGUUGUCAAAAUCAUUGUAUUCGUAUUCGAGUGUACUAUAAGAAGAGCCUUUUCAAGUCAUCGAGCUCUCGAUCCAAGAAGUGUCUGGACUCUCAUCAAUGCAUCCACAACCUAACGAUUUGCUCUGACUUUGAAGAACUUCAACGACUGAUGCGUGAACACGCUACUUCCAACUCCUCUAGCUCCUCAUCUGCUCCUUCUGCUCCCUCCACCACCACCACCAAUUCCUCCACUUCCUCCUCUAAUUCUGAUCAAUUUUUUCAGUUUUGGUCAGCAAGCGGCUCUUCUUGUUUAGAAAGCAAAGCCUAA